UGUUUUCUCCGGAUGUUGCUUUCAUGUCUUUGGACUACCCAAAAGUUUGAUCGUGACAUGAAUAAAUUAAGUUGCAGGGUUGAUUAAUGCAUACUUUGCAUGCUCAGUUUCCAUGCUAUAAAUACGCACUUGGAGCCUCAGUACAAAGCCCAUGACUCUGAAACCAACUUCUCUCAUCUCCUGCAUCUGCCAAGCCUGAGGCAGUGAAUUCUCUCAUUAACUAGUUCUUCAUCCUUGAUAGAGAGACAGCUUUGCUACAUCUCAACAUCAAAGAACAAAGAUGAAGAUCGCCAAGGCCCCAGGGCUCCUGAAGAAGGCGGCGGCGUUGUGCAAGAGCAAGACCGGCGUCAUCACGGCCAGGCUCCUCGUCCUCGCCUCGCCCCGCCGCAGGAUGGCCACGGUUGGUGCCAUCUCGCACAGGAUCCAUGCCGUGAUGGUGGCCGACCGGGAGAAGGAGAGUGCCUGCGACAAGACUCGUCAUCAUCUCGUGCUGCGCAAGGUCGAGAGGAAGACGCCGAAGAUCCAUGGGAGUGAGAUUGUCGAUUUCUCUCGUCAGUUGGCGCUGUUCGAUCAGGAGGUUGGUCAUGGUGAUGGCGGAUGCCCUGACUGGACGCUGCACCCCAUCUUCAACGACGAGGGGGGCAGCAGCUGCUCGUACACGGAAGAAGACUACGAGGUUGAUGACGAUGAUGAGGAGGAGGAUCGGGGCGUGCUACCCGAUGCAUUGGACGACGAGCUGUCGGUGAUGGAUGUGAUCAGGAACAGCCGAGAAGUUGAGGGCGUGGAGUUCAACAUGGAGGAUGAGAUCGACCAGGCUGCCGACAUGUUCAUCAGGAGGUUCCGGGAGCGGAUGAACCAGAGCUUCUAGUAACUGUGUGUUUCCGUGGAAACAGACUAAUUUAACAGUCAAAGUAGAUAGCUAUGUUACUCAGGAGUCAGGACAUGAGCAUGCCCACCCGCAUGAUAGGAGUUUUUGCAGGAGUCCAGACAGUGUGUGCGUAAUUUUUUGGUUUAGAGAGUUUUUGAUGCAUAUGUAGCUAUACAUGCUAAAAUGUGUUUGUGCGCACGCACGUGUCUGAAUCCAAGGAUAACAAGACACUAGUGAAUUUUAGGAAUUGCAAUCAUUUUCUUAACUUUUCAAAGAACUACUUCUCCUGGAUCC
Messenger RNA from Brachypodium distachyon (stiff brome), 1162 nucleotides. RefSeq lists its product as uncharacterized. The transcript has a single exon. The coding region runs from base 281 to 868 and encodes 195 amino acids. The record is from RefSeq and is a predicted model, not a curated record. Lineage: Eukaryota; Viridiplantae; Streptophyta; Magnoliopsida; Poales; Poaceae.